CGACUCACUCUUACUUAGGCAGACGAAGAACGCGUCUCCCGUCUCGAUCUAUUCUCUUAAAAAUGCGUAGCUCAAGCACUGUGGUACUUGCUGCGACCAGCCUCUUAGUUUUCGCUGCGUUUAGCCUACUGGCACUGAGUGCGUUCAAACAAUACACUCUUCCCUCACUAGGAUUAGGACCAUUGCAAUUGCAAGACCCGGCUCGAGGUCACAAUGGCAAUAGCAGUGGAGGGCCGCGAAAGUUUGCAACACCUAUUGGGCAAUGGAAUGGCCUCUUCCACCCCAUAAACCUCACCGUCGGCACUCCGCCUCAACGCUUCAACGCCUCGAUCGAGCUAUCCUCAAGCGCGUUCUUCAUUCCAUCAAUCUCAUGCGACCCAUACGCCUGUAUGGGUAGACAAGAAUACAGUUCCAAUCAAUCUUCCACAUAUAGCCCGAACGGCUCAUAUGCCUCGGCAUCGUAUUGGGCCGUACGAUACACCGGGAUCCUGUCGCAAGACACCGUCAGCAUCGCCGGUGUUGAGAUACAAAAUCAGAUGUUUGAAGAGUACACCGAUUCUCAUAUGAUUUCUAUCGGUGGUAUGGACGUUGGCUUUGAUGGCAUGUUGGGUCUUGCACCGCCGUGGAGUGAGGAGCAGAAUGGAGAAAAGUAUCCAAAUUAUCUGUCUCUGCUUAUGAAGGAGGAGAAAUUGGAGGAAAACGUUUUCUCGCUGCGAUACCCGACGACCCUGGAGGAGCAGGGUGAACUCAUGCUCGGCGGCAGCAAUUCUAAUCUCUACACCGGAUCCUUCCGCAACAUUUCCCUUCUACCGGACGACGUGGAUACGCCUGGCUUGCAAGGCGGCUGGACCGUCCCCCUAUCCUCCAUCACGCUGAACACGCCCCACCCCCUGCACCUCCCAACGCCGAACUACACUGCGGCUCUGGUCUCGGAACCGCUCCUCAUCCUCCCCACAGCCUUCGCCCGCAACAUCACCAAGAUCAUUGGCGCCGAGCCUUUCUAUCUCUGGCUCCAAUCCGUGCCUUGCGAUCGCCGGCCGUACCUCCCCACGCUGACGUUUGAGAUUGAAGGGCAGGAGUUUACAAUCGAUGCGUGGGACUAUACGUUUGAGUGGAGCUUCGGGAUGCCAGAGGGUUCUGCGCCGAUGUGCGCGGUGUGGAUUGGGGAAAGCGGGGAUUAUGGGCUGGGUGAGGGGGUGGUGGGGCUGGGGACGGCUUUUUUGAAGAGAUGGUAUUCGAGGUGGGAUUUUGAAGGGAGGAGGAUAGGGCUUGCUGAGCUGAAGAAAUGAGGGCUGGGCAUUGCAUUGGACGUGGUAUAGUCGUCCUCAAAUCGGCUCAUGGACAUGGAGGAGCGUCAGUCGAGCGGUUCAUCGACUACAUGAGAUAGGUCUGAGAGUCUGGCUCUUUUGCCAUUGAAAUGCGCUGGUGGUAGAGUUUGAAGCUUCCCGAAGUGCGGGAGUAUGUUGUGUACAUGACGAUGGCAUCACCUGGAUGCGACACACAGAUAGAUCGAUAGCUCGUAGAGAACUCGCCGCGUCCGCUACGAUGUCUCUUGGUAUUGGAGUUAUUGGAGUUCAGUUGAAGUUCGGCGCAGAGACGGAGAUAAUUCGGCUAGUCCUUUAACGGCAAGACUGCGAGCCCCACUAACGUCAUGGCUAC
Messenger RNA from Trematosphaeria pertusa, 1659 nucleotides. RefSeq names its product acid protease. NCBI's taxonomy places the organism in Eukaryota, Fungi, Ascomycota, Dothideomycetes, Pleosporales, Trematosphaeriaceae. The transcript is spliced from 3 exons. Gene Ontology annotation, biological process: proteolysis. The coding region runs from base 63 to 1289 and encodes 408 amino acids. Gene Ontology annotation, cellular component: fungal-type vacuole. Gene Ontology annotation, molecular function: aspartic-type endopeptidase activity. The record is from RefSeq and is a predicted model, not a curated record.